Molecule: messenger RNA, 1736 nt
Organism: Trichomycterus rosablanca
Lineage: Eukaryota; Metazoa; Chordata; Actinopteri; Siluriformes; Trichomycteridae
Gene: cpox
Product: coproporphyrinogen oxidase
Exons: 7
Coding region: 64-1347 (427 amino acids)
Cellular component (GO): cytoplasm
Molecular function (GO): coproporphyrinogen oxidase activity
Source: RefSeq, a predicted model, not a curated record
GCGACAGUUAUUGACACUGUGAGCAGCUUUUUUGUUUAUUUUGGUGCAUUUACAGCGGACAGAAUGUCUUUAUUCGUGUUGUCAGGUUUAAACAGAACGUUAGGAUCCACACUGAGGCUGUGCCAGCCUAAAAACCUGCUUCGAUCGCACAUUCCAGCAGGAGGACGAUGGUGUACAAGGUCCAUGAGCAGUAGAGAAGUGGUGCAUGGUGCAGCAGGAACAUGGAGCAGGUACAGGAGGGCAGUGCUGAUGACCACAGGUGUGGUGGGCAUGAUGGCAGCCGGGCUGUACCAAGUUCAGCGAGCAGAGAUGGCCACCAGGCUGAAGAAGGAGAAGGUGGAAGAUGAGGGUGAUAUCAGGGAGAGGAGCAGUAAGUUCAUGUCCCCACCGGUCACAGAUCUCCAGGUUCUGGAGAAGAAGAAGCAUGAGAUGAGCAGCAGGAUGGAGAUGCUGAUCAUGGAGACCCAGGCCGAGUUCUGUAAAGCCCUGCAGGAGGUGGAUGGAGGAAAGUUCAAGGUGGACCGGUGGAACCGUGAAGAAGGUGGAGGCGGGAUCAGCUGUGUUCUGCAGGACAGUAAGGUGUUUGAGAAAGCCGGAGUGAACGUGUCGGUGGUGUCCGGUCACCUCUCAGAAGAAGCCGCCAAGCAGAUGCGCAGCCGGGGCAAAUCGCUCAAGGCGAAGGACGGGAAGCUGCCCUUUAUUGCCAUGGGCGUCAGCUCGGUGAUCCACUCCAAAAACCCCCACAUUCCAACAGUGCACUUUAACUACAGAUACUUCGAGGUGGAGGACGCCGACGGCUCUAAGCAGUGGUGGUUUGGGGGUGGUACUGAUCUCACCCCCGUGUACAUCGAUGAGGAAGACGCCGCUCAUUUCCACGGGGUUCUGCGUGACGCGUGUGAUAAACAUCACUCACAGUACUACCCCGACUUCAAGAAAUGGUGCGAUCGCUACUUUUUUAUCCGGCACCGAAACGAGACCAGAGGCAUCGGGGGGAUUUUCUUCGAUGAUCUCGACUCGCCGAGCCAGGAGGAGGUGUUCAAAUUCGUGAGGAGCUGCGCCAAGACGGUGGUGCCGUGUUACCUGCCCAUCGUCCAGAAACAUCUCAACGACAGGUUCACCCAGGAGGAGAAGGACUGGCAGCAGAUCCGACGUGGCAGGUACGUGGAGUUUAACCUGGUCUAUGAUCGGGGUGUGAAGUUCGGUCUGGCUACUCCAGGAUCCAGGAUCGAGAGCAUCAUCAUGUCUCUACCGCUCACUGCCAGAUGGGAGUACAUGCACCAGCCGAGCCCCGGCACCAAAGAAGCCGAGAUGCUGGAGGUCCUGCGCAACCCGAAAGAAUGGAUCUGAACCGCGCCCACACGAACUGAAACCUCAUCCUGUCCCUGAUCCUGUCCCUGAUCCUGUGAAGUGCCACAAAAGAGCUUUUAUAUGACUGAAUAUCUUAAUAAAAGCAGCUCUGCUCUGCCAACAUGAGAGCCGGCCGCUGUGGCCUCUGUCGACUGGCCGUGUUUUGUUCCUCUCAGGACUUGAACGUUGCUUCUGCCUGUUUAUGUUUCUGUUUUUCUUCUUACAUGCUUACGUGAUCGGUUUCAGGUUUUCCUGAUCAUCACUUUUAUUUCCACAUUUAUCAGAAAUAUGAAUAUGUGAGGGUAACAGGACUGAGUGACUAAAACAUGGAUUUUAACCACAAUAUUAUACAUUUAUUAUGGAAUAUAAAGAUUAAAACAUAGAUGGGA